AUGCAAGAGAAGUUUCUAAAUACACUAAUAGCUACAAAAGAGCUACCAAAAAUUUUCUAUGAUGCAAUCAACAGCGGCAUCAAACCGCCAACAAUCAUCGAAAUUAUUCGUAAACAUCUCAGACCACAAAAACUUGAUGAUCUGGUUCUCUUUUUGGAGAAAAGACAAUCAAGAUCCUCCGCUGAGAACUUAAUACUGGGAUUUAUAUACGAACAAGAACUUGCCAAAACGCACGAUCGAAACCUGCAGCGUGGUCUCGCUUAUUCGAAAUUUAAAGAGUUAGCAAAUCAAGGCGAUUCAUACGGUCAGUUCUUUUUGGCAGUAAUGUACUAUCGCGAUAUUGGAUCGAAUUCGAAUCUUUUCCCUCGCGCUUUGGAGCUGUUGGUUAAUUCGGCGACUCAGGGGAAUUCUUGUGCCAAUUUCAUGUUGGGACAGCAUUUUGAGUUCGGACAAAGUGGAAGCAAAUUCAAUGCUUUUUUGGUGUACCAGAAAGCUGCUGAAAUUGGACAUAUAUUGGCAAUCAAUUCUUUGGCGAGAUUUUUGUUUCUCGGAGUGGGUGCCAAUCGCGAUGUUCAUAAAUCUUUGAAAUGGUAUCGAAAAGGCGUGUCGCAAAAAAAUGGAGAAAGCCGAAAAAAGAUUAAUGAAAUAUUUCGUCGUUAA
Molecule: messenger RNA, 660 nt
Organism: Ambispora gerdemannii
Lineage: Eukaryota; Fungi; Glomeromycota; Glomeromycetes; Archaeosporales; Ambisporaceae
Source: the annotation of a GenBank genome assembly